CCUAACUGUGUGGUGGGCUAUUCCAACUAUCUGGCUUCCAGUUGUGUGUUGGUGCAUCUCCAUGUCUAUACGGAUGGGUCACACUCUUUCUGAGAUUGGACUACUGGUGAUUUUUGGUAUUUUUGUGUGGACAUUUAUUGAAUACACGUUACAUCGUUUUCUCUUCCACAUUAAAACAAAGAGCUAUUGGUUAGUUAUGUCUCGCCUAUCCUUUUAACUUUUAACUUAUAUUUGAUUUGAUAAAAAUGACGGAGUUGUACAUCUCUUUGGUUGCUCUUUUAUCUUCUCAUGUGAUUUAGUAAUGUAUGGUUGUACCAAUGUAUAGUCUUUAUUCUUCUCAAAAAAAAAAAAAAAAGUAUAAUCUUUAUAGGGGUAACACUAUCCAUUAUCUUAUUCAUGGCUUUCAUCAUAAGCACCCUAUGGAUGGCUUGCGUCUUGUUUUCCCUCCUGCUGCAACAGCAAUCCUAUGUUUUCCGUUUUGGAAUUUGGUCAGGAUCUUUGCAACACCAUCCACUACCCCCGCCAUUUUUGGAGGUAGCUUAUUCGGAUAUGUAAUGUAUGAUAUCACUCACUACUAUCUACAUCACGGGAAGCCAUCUAAUGACGUAUCAAAACAUCUAAAGAGAUACCACUUGAAUCAUCACUUCUGCAUUCAAGACAAGGGCUUUGGCGUAACGUCGUCAAUGUGGGAUAAAGUGUUUGGAACACUACCGCCUCAAAAAACCACUCAGGAUUGUAAAUAAAAAAAUAUGAUCACUCGUACCAUUGUUCUUCCAUCUUCUUCACCCUGAUCUAGUUUGUCUAGGGAAAAAGUUUUAUAAAGUUUUUGUAGCUCAUGUUUGUAUAAACAACUGAGACCGAUAUAUUAUCAUUGCUUAUUUAUGGAACGGAAAAAAAAAAUAUUAAUAAAAAAUUAUCUUCUUUUACGCUACGUAUUUCUCAA
This is a messenger RNA of Chenopodium quinoa (quinoa), 943 nucleotides long. RefSeq names its product dihydroceramide fatty acyl 2-hydroxylase FAH1-like. The record is from RefSeq and is a predicted model, not a curated record. Gene Ontology annotation, cellular component: membrane; endoplasmic reticulum. Lineage: Eukaryota; Viridiplantae; Streptophyta; Magnoliopsida; Caryophyllales; Amaranthaceae. Gene Ontology annotation, biological process: fatty acid metabolic process; lipid biosynthetic process. The coding region runs from base 306 to 743 and encodes 145 amino acids. The transcript is spliced from 3 exons. Gene Ontology annotation, molecular function: fatty acid 2-hydroxylase activity; iron ion binding.